Molecule: messenger RNA, 2765 nt
Organism: Cynoglossus semilaevis (tongue sole)
Lineage: Eukaryota; Metazoa; Chordata; Actinopteri; Pleuronectiformes; Cynoglossidae
Gene: eno1b
Product: enolase 1b, (alpha)
Exons: 12
Coding region: 397-1782 (461 amino acids)
Biological process (GO): glycolytic process
Cellular component (GO): phosphopyruvate hydratase complex
Molecular function (GO): phosphopyruvate hydratase activity; magnesium ion binding
Source: RefSeq, a predicted model, not a curated record
CGUCGGGGGAUUUAAUACAAACAAAUACAUUGAAUUCAGGUUUGUAAACGCGCAUACGAUACAGUUAAAAUGUAUUUAUUUAUUGUAAUGCUCACAGUGGGGAUAUAAUUGAAUAAAAAAUACAGAGAGAGAGAAACAUUUAAAGCCCAAAAAGAAAGCCAUCUGCACAGAGCAAAACCUUGAGCAGUGACCUUUUUGCUGUGAGGCAACAGUUCGGACAAGGACUCCAAAGGGCCAAACAGUUUUGGUAUUUCUUUAAUCAAACCUUGUUGCCCACGGGGAAACUGAAAGCGUUGUGUUCUAUCUAACACUUAAAGCUUUUUCCUUUUUAAAAACGGCCAUGUGAUCAAUCAGAUGAGGAGGAAAUAAGGGAUCUAAUCCAAUUAGGACUCUAGUAUGCAUGUCAGUACUUCUAAGCUUGGUCAGGAUAAGUCAGUAAGCCUCAACAUCGGAAGAACGUAUUCUUCAUCUUCGAGGCCCAGCACCAUGUCUAUUCUCAAAAUACAUGCCAGAGAAAUCUUUGAUUCUCGUGGAAAUCCCACAGUAGAGGUGGACCUUUACACUGAACGAGGCUUGUUUAGGGCAGCUGUACCAAGUGGAGCGUCUACAGGGAUCUACGAGGCGUUGGAACUCCGGGACAAUGACAAGUCUCGCUAUCUUGGAAAAGGAGUCUUGCAGGCUGUUCAAAAUAUAAAUUCAAUCCUUGCACCUGCACUUGUUGGCCAAGGUUUUUCUGUGGUUGAGCAGGAGAGUAUUGACCAGAUGAUGAUUGACUUGGACGGCACAGAGAACAAAUCCAAAUUUGGAGCAAACGCCCUCCUGGGAGUUUCUCUAGCUGUUUGCAAGGCCGGUGCAGCAGAGAACGGAGUCCCCCUGUAUCGCCACAUCGCUGACCUUGCAGGAAACCCUGAGGUCGUUUUGCCUGUACCGGCCUUUAAUGUCAUCAACGGCGGCUCUCAUGCAGGAAACAAACUUGCCAUGCAGGAGUUCAUGAUCCUGCCUGUUGGUGCCAGCUCCUUCAAAGAGGCCAUGCGAAUCGGGGCUGAGGUGUACCACAAUUUGAAAAACGUCAUCAAGAAAAAAUAUGGACAGGAUGCCACCAAUGUGGGCGAUGAAGGUGGUUUCGCUCCAAACAUCUUGGAGAACGGAGAGGCUCUUGAGUUACUGAAGGAGGCCAUUGGCAAAGCCGGGUACACAGACCAGGUUGUGAUUGGAAUGGAUGUGGCAGCGUCCGAAUUCUACCGGGAGGGAAAAUACGAUCUGGACUUCAAGUCUCCCGACGAUCCAAGUCGUUACAUCACUCCUGAUGAACUGGCUGAUCUCUACAGGAGCUUUGUUAAGGAUUAUCCAGUGGUUUCCAUAGAGGAUCCCUUCGACCAGGAUGACUGGACGGCCUGGACAAACUUCACAGGAAGCACAGACAUCCAGGUGGUUGGCGAUGAUCUGACUGUGACCAACCCCAAUCGUAUUAGCAAGGCUGUGGAUGUGAAAGCCUGCAACUGUCUGCUGCUGAAAGUCAACCAGAUCGGCACCGUGACCGAGUCCAUCAGAGCCUGUAAGAUGGCGCAGGAGAGCGGUUGGGGUGUGAUGGUUAGCCAUCGCUCUGGGGAGACUGAGGAUACUUUCAUUGCAGAUUUGGUGGUUGGUUUGUGCACUGGACAGAUCAAGACCGGGGCACCCUGUCGCUCUGAGCGUCUGGCCAAAUACAACCAGAUUCUCAGAAUUGAAGAGGAUUUGGGAGACAAGGCUCAAUUUGCGGGGAAAAACUUCAGAAGGCCAUAGAUUAAUUUCUUAGUGGAUAAAACCUAUUUUAAAUUGAAUGUGACAUUCAAAUCUACAACAAUAGACUAACACAGAUCCACAUUUACAUGCUAUUGAUGUUAAAAUAACUCACUGUGGAAUUGUGACACGGUUUUAACGGCUUUGAACUAGAUCUUAUAGCACUUUUAAGUGUUUAUUUACCAGAUUAAAAAUGUAACUGUGCAUUUUUUCUUUCUUUGAUAGUGAGUGUACACUUUAAAAUAUCUUCAGCAAAUUGUUUUCACUUUGGACAAGAUUUCCAGACCUGUACAAACUCUUUAUGAAGGAAAAUUGGUACUGUGUUUAAAAAAUACUUUUUAAAAAACACACAAAUAUUUACUUCUUGCUGUAAACAGUACUGGGUCUUUGUAUUGUGCUUUGUAUUUUAUCAGGUUACCAUACAGUUUACAUAUAAAAGAGUAACAAUAACGGUGUGUUAUGAUGUACAAGUCAAACAAAAACAACAACGAUAACAACACCAGUUGCUUAUAAAUAAUGUAUUUUUUUAUUUCUGGGAUCUACUGUCUUCAAUACUAUUGUAUUCGCUCUACGACAAACACUAAACUAUCAUUGACGGUUUUAAUGGUGUGUUCUCCUCCGUCUACGUUGCUGAGAGAAAAAUCCGAUAAUAAAAGUUUAUUUUAAGUGACAGACUGUGGUUGACGGUUUUCUUGUGGUUUCCUGCAGCACAGCGGUGUCGAGCUAAAUAAACACCCGAGCGUCGGCAGAGACACAGAGUGGAUCUAAUCAUGUGUCUUACAUAAUGAACCACGGCGGCGGAGUCGUUCCUUCAUGGACGCCCAAACAGCAGCACCAGUUGUGGUAGCUGCUCUCAGCUGCUGCUGCUGCUGAUCCGCGGCACAUGCUCAGUACUGUAGCAGCCAGCUAACUUUGAAGGCUGUGGCUGCCUGCUGAGGUCAUUGCACCGGGGAGAGAGAGAGAGAGAGAGAGAGAGAGAGAGAGAG